This is a messenger RNA of Cyphomyrmex costatus, 553 nucleotides long. Its product is annotated as zinc finger protein 195. The coding region runs from base 1 to 444 and encodes 147 amino acids. The record is from RefSeq and is a predicted model, not a curated record. The transcript is spliced from 4 exons. Lineage: Eukaryota; Metazoa; Arthropoda; Insecta; Hymenoptera; Formicidae.
AUGGAUUGUGAACAGGAUUUUAGAAAUCACAUGUUAAUACCGAACGAUCCCAGUGAAGAACGUGACAAUUGCAAUACUUGUUUGGAUGGUUUCGAUAAUCAAUAUGAUAUGUAUAAACAUUUACACUAUAACCACUUGUGUGAAAGACCAUAUAAAUGUGACGCAUGUCUAGCUACAUUUGUCUAUCCUAACCACUUAAAAUUUCACUUACACAUACAUACAAAACUCGAACCAUAUUUUUGCGAGAUUUGUGGCGAAGUCUUUAAAACCAAAAUUAGCAAAAACAAACACACUAUGUGUAAACACGACUUUAUAAAGCCGUAUGAAUGUACAAUAUGUCACAAGAGCUACAUGCGACAAUCAAAACUUUUUAAACACAUGCGAAAGCAGGGUCACAGGAGUCUAACCUUAAUAGAGAAGACUCUGGAAGUAUUAAUAGAAUAAACAAUCAAGUACAAUUACAACUACUUUUAAUAAUUAUAAUGUUGAACCGUUUUUUUUGAGAGAUGAUAUGUAUAGAUAGAUAUUUCCCAGUAGAUAUAAUUAAACACUG